UGGGCGCAGUUGGUUGUGCGGUAUUGUUAACUUGAUUAUUCGCAGAUCGAAUUUCAUACGUUCGAGUGAAACGUUCCACGAGUGAAAACGAUUUUUUUGAUCGUCCGUUGCAUUAUUCUUCGUCGAGUUACUUGAUCGUAAGGUCGUUGUCGGAAGAUCUUCGUCGAUAAAAGCUUUUCAAGAUGAUGCAUACGAUGAGCGAACACCCCGGAGGACCCGGAGGGCUAGGUGUCAGCGUGCUGCCUUUCGACGGAAUGGGCCUGUACGAACAACCACGGCCUAGGUUCAUGUUCAAGGUGCCUAGAGUGGUCCCCGACCAGAAGGACAAGUUUGGCAGCGACGAACUGUUCAGGCGACUUUGUCGAGAAAGCGAGGUUAGGUACACCGGUUACAGAGAUAGGCCAGUUGAGGAACGUCGUGUACGCUUUCAAAAUGGCUGUCGGGAGGGUCAUACCGAGAUUGCGUUCACGGCGACAGGCACGAACCUUCAGCUCGUUUUUGGUAACGCUUCCGGGAACUACGCCGUGGAGGCCGGUGACUGCGAUUUCGAGAAGGAUUGUGGCAAGGUGCAUCUAAGGUCGCAACUGAUAAUGAACGGUGUGUGCGUGUUGUGGCGUGGUUGGAUCGACCUGGAGAGGCUCGACGGGGUCGGAUGCCUAGAGUUCGACGAGAAACGGGCGGCCGAGGAGGACGCUGUCCUUCGCGAUCAGUUGGAACGUUACAGCCAACGAGUGCGCGAGUUUGACGAGAAACAGAGGGCGUACAGAAACGCUGCGGCGCAGCCGCCGCACUUGAAUCACCAUCAUCACCAUCACCAUCACCAUCACGGCCACCACGGUCACCACGUGACUGGAACCGGCACGGGAACCGCGAGAGGAAUCGAGCCCCACCUUGCCCACCGACAAGACCCCGAGAUGGAAGUCGGAUUGAGAGCCUACUGAGGCAGCGAGAAAUUUGCCAACAAGACCUCCUCUUGACUCCUUUUCGAUCCCGGGCUACAUCCUUCUUAUCGCCCUCGAGCCGGCUUGGAAGCUACCGGAUGGGAAGAACCACGUGAUAUCCGUCGAAACGUUCGUUAGAGAGAAAAAUAGAUUAAUCGGUACGUUGAACUCCUUAGGUGGUCGGGAAUCCUUAAACGAUUGGAAAACGUGCGUGUCGUGGUGACCCAGUGGUGAUGUGUCUGCAGUGUUCUAUUGAGGAGGCUAGGUCUGGGUUUGAAUCUUUGGUCAUUUUGGGUAGCUUUGACUCUGUUCUCUUGAGUUGCAGUCUUGGAGAAUAGAUAUCAAACGUCUCCACUGUUCUCGUUAAUAGAAAUGGACGUUAUUCUGCAAAAAAUUUAGAGUAGAAUUUUGCACAUACAUGUUAUUCGGUCCACGCCCCUAAAAUUUUGCAGACUUCCUUCCGAAUUUUAUAUACGAUUGAAGACGCGCAUCAAGGACAGUUUAGGUUAAGCGAUUCGCGUGCAUCCCUCUCGUGGACGUCGAUCAAACUUCUCGGGAAAGACGAUCAAUUUGCACGGAAGAAAUCAUUACGCGAUUAAAAUUUUAUUUUCCCUGUCGUCGACCGGACGAUCUUCGAGACUUGGAAACGCAUCUGUGAACAUAAUCGCAACAACGCCGAAUUUCUAUGUACAAUUAUAACGACGAUAAGAGUUGUGGAAGGUUUUAAGAAUCUGUGCGACGAGACUUCGUCCAUCGAAAUGGUAAAAUGACGUCGCGCGUAAAUUCGAGUAUAGUGUACGAUUAACAUAUCAAUUUAAAAUAUACGAUCGAUGCUGGAUGGUCAACACAACGUAUCCUAACACUAAGCCAAAUCCCCCGAUAUAUUCAAAACUGGGAGCGGCUAGUUUAAAAAUAUAAUCUAACUAUUUCUGACAUUGUUGAAAGGCUAUAAUUUGUUGGAUAUAAUUAUUUUCAAGUAAAAAAACGGAAACCAGAGUAUAAAAUUUUGAAAUUAUGUUGACACUUAAUCACAAUUGUGUUCACGAUAUUAUGGUGAGAGGGGGGGGGGCUAUUGUGCUUGAUUUUUUUUAUAAAAGGAAAUUUGAAUAGUUGACAAUUUAAAAUUCAAUGUAGGUAGUAGGCUCAUUUUUUGUAAGAAUCCUGUACAUUUUUAAAAGAUCCACUAUUUUCGAGAAAUGCUAUGGUUAAAGGUAUCGACAUUUAAAAACGCCAUCCGUAUCGUUCGUGUUUUUCCCCGCAUAAUAAAUCGGUCGGAAAUAUAUAAAUAUACAUAUAUAUAAACUAUCAGUGCACGCGUUUCAAUUCUAAUCGUGAUUUUACUCCAGAAUUUUCCUUCUUUUAAACUCGUUACGCGCGCAAACGAAUUUCAUCGUCAUUAUUAAAAUUUGUUUACAACGUCUAUUGUUCCAUUAAUUUAAGAGUAUAAAAACGAAUAAAGACGAGUUAAUUCAAACACGAACGACAACGAAAAUUAUUAUCAAUACGAGUAUUACGAUGCAAUUAAAUGCACAGUUUUACAUAAAUAAGUAAUAAAGCGUAAAACAAGCAUGGGGGAAAAUAUACUGUAUCCGUAGUGCAGAUUGAAAAUUAAAUGAUUCGUGUACCGUUUCUGUACAAGUUAACUCGUUCGUCUCGGUUAUAGGUUAACUUUCUUUCCAUGUGCCAUCGAGCUUUCCAGAUUGUAAUUUUAAGUCGACCUGCAAUUUAAAAAAAAAAGCCAAUCUUAAAGAGGAAUAAUUUUCUCGAAGAAAAGGAAAAAGAGCACGCGAUCAUGUUGCUCUGGAAUUCCUGGCGAAACAAAAGAUUGACCGGUUGCGUCACAGCCAAGCGACGAGACACGAUGAUUCACGGAAUCUUUCGGAAUUCUGCGAGCGCGCGCGCGAGUUAGUCGUCGAAUAAUUUUCUAUUUGGUAAUGGGCUGGGACUGCUUGUUGAAUAUUUUGUAUUCGAGUCUUCGAAGAAUCUGGUGAUUCAAAUAUUCGACGAAUAUAUUCCCAUACGCAAAUAGUAUGGCAUUUCAGUUCUGAAAUAUACGAGUAAUAGUAACUGAAUUCCAAAGUAUUCAAAUGACACGACAUUCGAAUACUUGAAUACUCUGACAAUAAUAUUAGAAGUGUCCCCAGCCCUAAUUUGGUAUACGUCGAUCCACACCAAUCCACCACGCGAUAUCGUUUUUGCGUUGCAUUGUACAUAUUUGUAAAGAUCGUUAGGUUAAUUUUUCGUGGCUUCGAGCAUCCUUUGAUUCGCGACGGUGUGCGAAUAGCGCUGGGAAACCCCCAGAAAUGACGAACGAGCGUUGAAAUCGCGCUCGAAUUGUAAAAAGCUGUUUAUCGAUUAAAUGUAAUU
Molecule: messenger RNA, 3308 nt
Organism: Colletes gigas
Lineage: Eukaryota; Metazoa; Arthropoda; Insecta; Hymenoptera; Colletidae
Product: protein big brother-like
Exons: 3
Coding region: 183-941 (252 amino acids)
Biological process (GO): regulation of transcription by RNA polymerase II
Cellular component (GO): core-binding factor complex; nucleus
Molecular function (GO): transcription coactivator activity; sequence-specific DNA binding
Source: RefSeq, a predicted model, not a curated record